Molecule: messenger RNA, 1126 nt
Organism: Atta colombica
Lineage: Eukaryota; Metazoa; Arthropoda; Insecta; Hymenoptera; Formicidae
Exons: 8
Coding region: 104-979 (291 amino acids)
Biological process (GO): synapse organization
Cellular component (GO): neuron projection membrane
Source: RefSeq, a predicted model, not a curated record
AGCAACCUUGGGUAUCAUCGUUGCUGAAUAACUCCGUUCAUUACGCAUCUGAUCGAUAAGCCUCGUGAAUGAACGCGAAAUGGACGUCUGAAUCGAAGCCGUCAUGGCCCCGUUUCUAUUGAUCCUGCCAUUGCUGGCAUCGUUGCGCUACCUGAUACAGCCAAUCGAUGGCGUAAUUGAACGAGGCGAUUCGACAAAAGAGACCGACCUAAUUGAUCCUCGUACGAGGCCGAAAUUCAUCAAAGAUGUUUUAGCGCAAACUGGCGGAAACGCACUGCUGCCCUGCCAAUUCAACAGUCCUGGAAUAGUAACGUGGAUCAGGAGAAAAGACAGACAACUACUUACAGUGGGUAGAAGCACACAUUCUAUAGAUACGCGUUUCGUUGUCUCAAACGGUCCUGGCUGGAAUCUACUGAUUAAAAACGUGAAUCACGAAGAUGCAGGUCUUUACGAAUGUCAGAUUCAGACGGAACCAAUGCAACAGCGAUUCAUACGAUUGAAUAUCACGGAGGCGUAUUCGGUGAUACCGGGUGGACCGGAUCUCCACGUGAAGCAGGGUUCCAGCCUGCGUUUGGAGUGCCAGUUGAUGGCAGCCGCAGAAUCGCCCAACUACGUGUUUUGGUAUCGCGAGACGCGCAUGAUAAACUACGACAACGAGCCCGGUGUUCGAUUCGAGCUUAAGGGAAACGGCUCCGUAUUCAUCGUGGAGAAGGUGAAGCUCUCACAUGGUGCGAAUUACACAUGUUUGCCAAACAACGCCAGACCGGCUCACAUCGUGCUACAUGUCAUUGAAGAGGAAGAGAAACCGGCAGCCAUGCAUGGAGGCGAUCGACGAAAUUCCACGGCGACUACGUCAACCAACAUCAUACUGAUUCUCGUAGCUCUUCUGAUUAUCGAAAAUACAUCUUAUCGAAAUCAUGUAUCGAAAAAUCACAUUACCUUUAGUUCAUCUCGGAUCUCGCGAGCUGAAACUCUCUGACGAUGAAAUCCAAACGUUCGUAAAAAAAGAUGUGACAGAUUCCGCGUGGGAUCAAAGAAAAACCUAUUUGCGAAUAAACUUAAAGAGAGAGAUUCAACUGCAGACAGUUUUCCGAGAAUCUCUGUAUCCCCAGUGGCAAAAUCUAAG